AUGUAUAGUGUGACGGUCACGAGAUCUGUGUGUAGAAUACACGGACUGAUAUAUGGUCGAGCUAGUUCCGUGAUAAAACUGCGGCUUCACGGAGAAGAGAAAGGCGGCCCGCGUGAGGAAGCAAUCCUCCUUUUCACGCCCCAGCCGCCGCAACUGGCGACACUACGGGCGUUGGGGAUCAAGGAACGAUCUUCGGCCACCGUAACCCGGGUCUGCGGUCGGCGAGUAAGAGAACCAGGCCCGAGCGUACGGUGCGUAGCGUUCCGCGCGCGCCUCAAGGAGCCGAUAGGCCACCACAGACGGGGCCCUAUAGGGCUGAUGUUCAGCUGGGGUUGCGGGGUGGACAACGCACUUGUAACUCCUCCGACGUUGCGGGUGUCCAUGGGCUACGCUGAUUGCUUUCCAUCAGGUAAUCCGUUUGCUCGUCCGCCAACAUGUCACAUAAAAAAAAUACUAGUGACCACGAGCGGAAGCGAGGGUUGUCUAGCCAAUGGGUUACCUGAAGUGUGUGUGGUAGCAGUGUACUGCAAGCCAGCUACAUCUGAGGAUGACGUCCUCAGCAACGUCGUCGGAGUGGUCAAGAGUUGUGCCGAAGAAGAUGUCUGGAUGUGCAUUAAGGAAAGAUCGAUGAGAUUCCUAGAAAACGCGGCCUCAGCGCGGGAACUUAAACUGGCUGAUGGCCUCGCGAUCUACAAUGUCGGCACUUCUCGUUCAGCUAGGUCCUACGAACCCCUUCCUGAAGAACCUCAAGCUAGGGAGAACCAAGUUGAGGCUAGGCUAGUCGAUGCUGCUGCUGACUUCAUGGAAAACCAUGUCAUCCAGCUGCGUAUGCCCAAGAGCACUGUCGAGGACAUGAAGAGGUCCCUUGAGGAAGGCCGUGGCAAGAAGAAGAAGCUGAAGCAGCUCCUCCCCAUCCUCGCCCUCCUCCAGCUGAAGAUCCAGUCCCUCAUCCCUCUGUUCCUCGGUAUCAUCGCCUUCGCCGCUAUCAAGGGUCUGAUGCUCGCCAAGGCUGCCCUCCUCGCCUCUGCUCUGGUCCUCCUUAAGAAGCUGCUCUCCAAGAGCGAACACCAUGAAAGCUACGAGGUCGUAGCUCACCCACACCAUGAAGAGCACUUCAGCCACGGUGGUGGUGGCCACGGUGGAUGGGGCAGGUCUUCCCAAGACGCCCAGUCCUUGGCCUACAACGCCUACUCCAACUAA
Spodoptera exigua (beet armyworm) is the source of this 1200-nucleotide messenger RNA. NCBI's taxonomy places the organism in Eukaryota, Metazoa, Arthropoda, Insecta, Lepidoptera, Noctuidae. The record is from the annotation of a GenBank genome assembly.